Kwoniella shivajii is the source of this 333-nucleotide messenger RNA. RefSeq lists its product as uncharacterized. Lineage: Eukaryota; Fungi; Basidiomycota; Tremellomycetes; Tremellales; Cryptococcaceae. The transcript has a single exon. Bases 1 to 333 code for a protein of 110 amino acids. The record is from RefSeq and is a predicted model, not a curated record.
AUGAUGCUGACUUUUAUGCCUUAUCAAUUUCAUUUGGAUAGUCCUACACCCCUUCUUGAUACAUCUUCAUUAUCAAAUAGUCGAUCAUUGAACAAUACUAUAAUCCCUCGAAUCGCAGGUCAAAGCGGAGUAUCAUCUUCACCUGCUAGAAAUCGUCCAAUUCACCAUUCUAGACCAUCAAACAAUACCCAUUCACGUAGAUCAUCGUUGACUACUCUUACACCUGUUUCUUUACGUCAAAGAAUACGUACACAAGCAUUAUCAUCACCUCGACUUCCAGGACUAGGGGAACCCCGACUCCGAUACUGCUUCAUAUCAAGUAGAUACAAAUAA